GGAAGUGACUUGAAUUGUCAAUUCAGAAAUGGUUCAUGUAUAAUUUUGGAUGUGCCUGGUUAGGAUGAGUUAUUAAAAUGCUCACUGGUGACUACCAAUAGAUCUUCAGCUUGCUCUCUCAUCCCCUUGGAUUCUUACAUAGUUUGUGCUAAUCUGGGCACUUUGUAUUAUUUUUAAUCAUUUCAACUACCACUACUGCCUUCCUGGGCAAGGCAGGAAUAUAUUCAAAUCUUUGUACUUUGCUUGGAUAUUCAGACUGACUUUCAUGUCUUAGUGCUUGGAUUUUUGGAGAAAUAUCUGAGGAUUAUUUGAGAUUUUUCAGUUGAAUUUGAAAGCUUUCUCCCCUGGAUAAUACAGGUGGAUGACAUCAAUCAUGAAGAACACACACAUUCUAUCAGUAGCAUUCCUGGUGUUACUAUCAGCUAUCUGCAAAGCUAGGCCAGCCAACAGAACACCCAAUACAAUAUCAAACUCAGUCUAUCAAGUAGGUGAUCACACAAUUCUUGACCUGGUCGUCGACAAACUCAACAGAUUACAAGAAGAGAUGGAUCAACUUAAACAACAACAAAUCAUAACGCUUGAAACAAGAGAGGGAACAUAUUCAGAUUCUUCAGUAAUUCAAAGAAUAGUUGGUCCACCACCCCUAGACUGCCAUGAAGUAAGACGGAGAGAACCAAGGGCUGAGAGCGGUGUCUACAUGAUCAAACCAAGAGGUCAGUUUGAUGCAUUACCCAUCUACUGUGAGAUGGACAAAGAAGGAUUUGGAUGGACAGUCUUCCAAAGACGGAAGGACGGAUCCGAAGACUUCAACCGCAACUGGCGCGACUACUCGCGAGGGUUCGGCAAUGUGAGCGCUGAAUUUUGGCUUGGCAAUGAAUUCCUCCACCACCUGACGAUGCAGUAUCAGUACAUCCUGCGCGUAGAGGUCACCGACUGGUUCAAUAGGAAAUACAUCGCGGAUUACGCUGGUUUUGAAGUGGACAGCAAGAGAAACGACUUCAGAAUGACCGUUGAGGAAUUCCUUGGAGGCAACGCGACCGACGCACUGACCUACCACAGCGGGAGCAAAUUUACGACGACGGACAAAGAUAAUGAUGAUAGUGAUGGUGUAAAUUGCGCUAUCGUACACCACGGGGGAUGGUGGUUUCAAGCUUGUGAUCGAUCUAAUCUCAAUGGAUUGUAUUAUCACGAUGGUACUUAUGGUGGUGAAUGGGACGACGGCAUAGAGUGGAAAGAAACGGACGGACCGCCGUUUUACUCUUACAAGGAAACUAAAAUGAUGCUAAGACCAUGGGAAUAAUCAGGACAUUUCGGAACAAUUUAAAAAAAAAACUAUUUCAAAAAGUUUUCAUUCCCAUUUCAUGCUGAGUGUAUUCUGUAAAUACAGUAUUUUUGUCUACCUUCAACUUUGCUAUUAGCCAAAAUAACCUGUAUUUCAAACAAGCUGCUCCGUUACAGAAGCACUUGUUAUAUUACGUGACAAAUUUGUUUAAUGUUUUACUUUGUAAAUAAAUGUAAUGUUGGUGCUAAACUCUUGUUGAAAGAGACUAUUUGUGAGUUUACACAUCUUCACAAAGAUGAAUGAAUCAUGAUCAUUUCAGUAAAUUUAUUACUAAAUAGGAAUGAAUCAUUUCACGUGCAUACAUCGAGGGAAAUGAAAAAAUUCAAUUCAUCCCUUUUCCCUCCAUUCAUUCAUCAAUAUUUAUGAAAUUACACACAAAAUUACUAGAAAACAAUCGUCACAUUUCUAAGGAUAUAUUCAAGAGGCAUUCUGGAAAUACAUCCCUUACUUUACAGAAUGCAUUUACUCAACUCCUGAUAUUGCUCAAACACACCAUACACAUAAUCUGAACACCACAAAAUCAUAGUUUAUUGAAACACUUCCUAAAAAGAAAAAAAAAGUUUUUACAACUUUCGGAAUCACAGGGUCAAAGGAAGUAGGUCGGCUCCUUGAUGGGAGGUACUAUUGGUGAAGUACGGUGAAGUAUGGAAGAAAAGAUCCACUAAUUUGGAGAAAAGUGAAACAUAGUUGUCUUGACUCUCUUGAGGAUUUUAUACAGCUUGGCCCAUUGAAAUCUGUGUUUACACUCAUUGACACACUUAUCACCUGCUUUCUAUAGGUAAUGGGUUAACUUGUUUUUUAUUACUGGGCCCCGUCUUAAAAAGAGUUAGAAUUGAUUCAAUCAAUAUAAACUGUUAGGAAAUCCAUCCAUACCAUAAUUUGCACAAUCUAAACAAAGAGAAUCACACUAUUAGAAUAAUGAAUGUAUGAAUAUACAUCAUAUAAAUUUGCAUUUUAGAUGUUGCUGGCCAUCCAUAGUUGUGGUUGAUCGGAUCAAUCGCAACUCUUUGUAAGAUGGGACCCAGAAUUCUGUACUAUCCAAAGGCUUUGCUUAGGAACCACCCACUUCCAGUUGGCAAUCUGCUAACAAAAAUGGGUCAAUCAGCAAAUAAUUUAAUAUAAAACUUACCUGGUUUCCAUAGAAGAAGCUGUUGUAGCCGGUGGUUUCUAAGCAUGCCCCGUAGGGUGUAAAGGAAGAUGGGAGUGCUUUAGGGGUGUAGAUGGGCUUCAUACCACCCCUCGGGGGUGCAAACAUGUGAUUGAUGGGGUACAGGCUUACUCUGUAUUCAUCCUACAGAGAAAGGAUAUUGAAAACAAAAUGAUAUUUGAUUUUUUAUGCAUCUAAGUGUUUAUUCCCAGGUUCAACUGGCUAAGCAUUUUGUUUUACAGAUAAAAAGUUAGAUGUUAAAAUUAUAUUAGUUUAUUACUCUUAAUCAAUUGUUCAAAUUUAUCAAGAUCUAUAUAAAUGCGGAACAUUGCAAUUAAUAGUAUUACACGUAUGGAAGAUUUACAGAGCACAGUAGGUCUCUGUUUUUAGGAUGAAUAAAUUGCCUUUUUAAAAUCAUUUCAUUGCUCUGCUCUGGGAUAUAUCGUACAACAUUUGAAUGUUCUAGUGCAAAUGAAAAGAAAAAUAUGAAAGGGGAAUGAUAUACACUUUUCACUCAUAAUUUUGAGAAGAAGCAGCAGCAGAAGAAGAAAAAGGAUGAUGAUAAUGAUGACAAAAUAAGAAGCACAAAAAAUGAAGAAACAAGGAUUAUAACUAAGUCUACAGCAAACCAUUACAAAAAUGCAUCUUUAAGUUUAUUACAUCCUCCUGAUUAUAUUCUUAUUUCACACUCAAAUGUGUUCUUGAAGAAUACUUAGAUUAAGUUUAAUUUCCAGCAGUUGAUAAUAAAAAAAAAUAUAUAUAAUUAUAUUCAUUGCAUAACUAUAUAUGUCAAAAUGUAUUCAAAUGAAUGGAUAUUUUAAUUCCACAAAGACCAAGCUAUCUACUUUAUUUCUCCUAUACAAUAUCAUAUAUUAAAGUUUUUUAAACAGUUUUGGUGAUUCAAAAUUAUUGUUUUCAAUUAGGAUGUAUAUAAUCCAAAUGUGUAAUUAUUUAAUACUAACAUGUAUUCCUUUCCACAUAAUCAGUAUUCCAUUUUGACACAUCUAUUGGCCUUAUUGUAUACUGUCUUAUAUAUUUGACUGUAAAUAUGGUUGCAUACAUUAUGUAAUGCCACAUUAAAAUGAUGACAAUUUUUUGUAUGUACAUCAUUCAACUGUUUUUGUUUUAUAAUGAACUGAAUUUGGAGCUUUAUUAUUAAAAAAUUUAUAUAUAUGGAUUAUCCUGUCAAUUAAUUAUAAAUGUAAAUGGUUACCAGAUAUUGGGGAGGUUUUUUCGUACAUGUGUAUGUAAAGAUUUCCCAUUUUUGGUGAUACCUUAUGCAUUAUGUAUCAAGAACAAUUUUUUUCUAAAUUCUAUAAAUGAACGUUUUUCCUUACUUCUUAAAACCUAGAAUAAGUAAAUGGUAGAUUGUGAUGGCAUCAUUAUUUAAUGAGUGAGAGACAUAUUUUGCUUUAAUUUAAAAAUAUGAAUAUGAUCAAAUAAGAUCAAAUUAAAAGAAUAUAUAAAGUAACAGUAAAUUUUAACUUGUGACUUUUCUAACUUUAUUUUGAUCUAAAUAGGGAGCAAUGAAUGUCAUUAGCUCCUUUAAUACUUGAAUCUUGAAAGAUUUAUUUUUUUGAAUUGUUUUAAGGAGCUGUUGUGUCUGAGCACUCACUGCAUUUUGUUAAGCUAAAUCAAGUUUGUCUGAGAAUAAUGUGUGAUGAAUGAUGUAUGAUAUCUAUUAUAAUGUGACGUUUCAAAAAUAAAGCUAAAAUAUGACAAAAA
Lytechinus pictus (painted urchin) is the source of this 4214-nucleotide messenger RNA. Its product is annotated as ficolin-3-like. The record is from RefSeq and is a predicted model, not a curated record. Bases 362 to 1300 code for a protein of 312 amino acids. Lineage: Eukaryota; Metazoa; Echinodermata; Echinoidea; Temnopleuroida; Toxopneustidae. The transcript is spliced from 3 exons.